CUGUUCUCAUUAUUGAUUUCAAAUAUAAUUUUAUUUUCUUAUGAUGUAACUCCAUUGUUCAGAAUAUUCAUCAUUCACUUCGUUACUUGAUUCUUUACGAAAUUGUAGUUUAUCCAUGAUGUUUAAUGCCGGUGGUAGCAUAUUUUGGGUGUGAAUGUCGGUCAAAGUAUCUUAUUCACUAAUAUCCUUCGAUCUACACCAACACCCACACCCAUGCUCACUAUCACAGCCAUAUCCUGAAUUAUAGUAUUAUACAUGAUGUUCUUGUUGUUGUCAUCAACACAGCUUUGAAAAUUGUACGAUGCCUUAUGAAUGCUUCAGAUUGCAAUAUAUAUAACAUACAUAUGUUUUUUUUGUGCGAGAAGAACUGAAAUUCAUUUCUUUCACUACUACAUUCAUCGCUAAUAAUAAAUACACGAAAAUUAUAAUGGCGUCUCAAUGUCUACAAAGGAGCGAGUGGACAAGAGAAGAAAGUAACCCAUCUUUUCGUCAAUAUGGAUCGAACACAUUAAGCAACAACAAAAUCUUUUUGAAUGAUGCUUUUUCUGUCGAUACUAACGAAUGCCAAUUCGAUGAGAAAAACAACAAGAAGUGAGAAGCAUUGAUAUUUUAUUGAAUUUCCAAAUUGAUUAGCUUACUAUGUUUUUAGUUGGAUAGUAUCAAGCAAACUAUCACAAUAUUUGAAAUCAUUAUCAUCAUGCUUUUACGGUCUAUUAUUAGGUGCACUUGCAGCUGGUGUAAUAUUGGCUGUUGUAAUCACACUUUGGUGCACAUCAGCACCACAAAGUUCCCAACCAAUGGGGCUGGUACAACUACCUCGACAACUUCAACAACAGCCACAACAACAACGGCAACAACAUCAACAACAACAACAACCACAACGACAACAACAACAACAACAACCACAACAACAACAUCGACAACUUCAACAACCACCACAACAACCACGACCACAACAUCGACAACUUCAACAACAACUACAACAACUACAACAACAACAUCGACAACAACAACAACAACAACAACAUCAACAACAACAACGACAACAACAACAACAACAACGUCAACAACAACAUCGAGAACAACAACAACAACAACGACUUCAACAUCAGCUACAACUUCUACAACCACCUCAACACAAAUGCCUGAAUAAGUAUUUGCUUGCAGGAUGGGCGUUUACUGGAAGUAUGAGUUAUGAUCGAUAUUAUCACACUGCAACUGUGUUGACUAAUGGAAAAGUUUUAAUUGCCGGUGGAUAUUCUACAUCUCUUGCUGCCUUAAGUACUGCUGAGUUGUACGAUCCAGUAACAUGGAUGUGGACAAUCACUGGGAGUAUGAGUGUCACUCGAUAUAUUCACACAGCAUCAUUAUUAACCAACGGAAAAGUAUUAGUUGCGGGGGGAUAUUCUACCACUAAUGCUUAUCUAAAUAGUGCUGAGUUGUAUGAUCCAUCGACAGGAGUGUGGACAGUCACUGGAAGUAUGACUUAUGCUCGGUAUCUUCAUGUAGCAUCAGUGUUAGCAAAUGGAAAAGUGUUAGUCGCUGGCGGAUAUAAUGGAGCUUAUUUAAAUACUGCUGAGUUAUAUGAUCCAUCAACAGGCGUGUGGACACUUACCGGAAGUAUGAGUGAUACUCGAUACUUUCCCACAGCAUCUAUGUUAGCAAGUGGAAACGUACUAGUCACAGGUGGAUAUUCUGCCACUAAUGGUUAUUUAAAUACUGCUGAGUUGUAUAACUCAUCAACAGGCCUGUGGACAGUUACUGGUAGUCUGAGUUAUGUUCGAUAUAUUCAUACAGCAUCUGUCUUAGCAAAUGGAAAAGUUUUAGUCACUGGUGGAUAUAAUGGGGGUGAUAUAAAUACUGCUGAAUUAUAUGAUCCAUCAACAGGUCUUUGGACAAUCACUGGAAGUAUGAGUUAUUCUCGAUAUCAUCACAAAGCAAUUGUGUUAACCAAUGGCAAAGUAUUAGUCACUGCUGGAUAUGAUGUUGUUAGUACUAUUUUAAAUAGUGCUGAAUUGUACGACUCAUCAACAGGUGCGUGGACGAUUACUGGAAGUUUGAGUUAUGCUCGACAUGCUCACACAGCAUGCGUGCUAUCGAAUGGAAAAGUAUUAGUUGCAGGUGGAGUUGGAAUUAGCUCUUCGGAGCUGUAUCAACCAUAA
Molecule: messenger RNA, 2162 nt
Organism: Rotaria sp. Silwood1
Lineage: Eukaryota; Metazoa; Rotifera; Eurotatoria; Philodinida; Philodinidae
Source: the annotation of a GenBank genome assembly